UGAUUUGUAGAUCAGUCAGUCGGCAUUCGCCUGCAAUCGUUUUGAUGCUCUCAAACACGGCUUUUGUUUUGGGAGCUUUUAGUGUAGGGGUGUCAAACUCAUUCCAUGGAGGACCUAUGUCUGCCGUUUUUUUUUUCGAUUAAGACCUAGAUAACCAGCAGGAGAUCAGUGCCAGAAUGGUUGUGUUGUCUAAAGAAUAUGGGUAUGUGGUUCUCACUGGUGUUGCCAGCAUGGUCAUGGUUGCCCACCUCGCUGUGAAAGUUGGCAAAGCUCGCAAGAAGUACAAGAUCAAUUACCCUCAGAUGUACAGCAAUGAUCCAGACUCUGGAAAUAUCUUCAACUGCAUCCAGCGAGCCCAUCAGAACACUCUGGAGAGCUACCCUGCUUUCCUCUUCAGUCUGGCCAUUGGUGGUCUGCAUAGUCCUCGCCUAGUCAGUGGACUUGGAAUGACAUGGGUUAUAAGCAGGGAGAUCUAUGCAUACGGAUACUCCACUGGAGAUCCUAAAAAAAGGAUGCCGGGGUUAUCCGGGAACAUCGCUCUGCUGGGCAUGAUUCUGACCGUAGCCAACUUUGGCAGAACCCUGUUAGGCUGUGGUGACUGGGUGAGGCCCGGGAUGAGACCAGGAUGAGGUUCUCAGCUCCCUUUCCUGCUACCAUUCCUCAGUGAGAGGCACUGCAACCCCACCUGACCUCAGUCUAUUAGUAGUUGUAGGAUGUCCUUUGUGGGCAUCCGUACUUGUGUAUGAUAUGUACAGACAGAGUUCAGUAAACAUUUGGAAAGAGA
Messenger RNA from Oncorhynchus keta (chum salmon), 784 nucleotides. RefSeq names its product microsomal glutathione S-transferase 3-like. Gene Ontology annotation, molecular function: glutathione peroxidase activity; glutathione transferase activity. Bases 177 to 629 code for a protein of 150 amino acids. NCBI's taxonomy places the organism in Eukaryota, Metazoa, Chordata, Actinopteri, Salmoniformes, Salmonidae. The transcript has 6 exons. The record is from RefSeq and is a predicted model, not a curated record. Gene Ontology annotation, cellular component: nuclear envelope; endoplasmic reticulum; membrane.